Carassius auratus (goldfish) is the source of this 1979-nucleotide messenger RNA. RefSeq names its product cilia and flagella associated protein 73 (gene cfap73). NCBI's taxonomy places the organism in Eukaryota, Metazoa, Chordata, Actinopteri, Cypriniformes, Cyprinidae. The transcript has 7 exons. The record is from RefSeq and is a predicted model, not a curated record. The coding region runs from base 127 to 1080 and encodes 317 amino acids.
AAACAAGAAAUAAAGGAAUUGUAAUUUAUUCUGCCACUUGAGGGCAACAGAGAAAAGCGCGUUCCCUUUCUGUCGCUGUGGAAACGACACGAGCGCUGAAAGUUUGUCGACAGUGCGGCUGAAAAGAUGAGUUUGAAUUUGGAGGCUUACUUCGGGUCAGUUUUCGAAGAACGACUCAAAUUAAAUAAGUUCGCGCAGAAGGAUUUGGCGGAUUCGAGUACAAGCGUAAUGAAACUCGUGGAGGCGCGCGACGAGUGCGCGAGUCUGACCAGGGCACUGGAAUCUCAGAAAGAGGAGAUGCAGAUUAAGCAGGGGAAUUUAAGAGAGAGAGACGAAAAUAUUAAGAAAGAAGAGGAGAAACUGAAGAAAUCCGUGCUGAAAUAUAACAAGUUUUUGCAAGAAAAUGAUGCCAGACGGUUGCGUGCCUUAAAGAAAGCUGAAGCGGAGCGAGCUCAAAUCAGACUGAAAGAACUGGAGAUUCAGAAGCUACAGACAGAGAACGACAAGCUGCUGGCACGAAAAGAGAAUCUGGAGGAUCGUGUCAGAAAAGCCAUAUGCUACCAAGAGUUCCUGGAGAGAGCCACAAAAAUGUCCGGAAAGUUUGAGACCAUUGGUCAAGUCAUUGACCGUCUUCACACACUCCAGUCCAUCAACAAGGAACUCCUAGAAAGCCAAACUAGGUUAGAGAAGGAGAGAGAGAGCACAAAGCUCAAACUAAUACAAUACAUAAAUAAACAGCGAACUGUUCUCCUGCACUGUAACAACCAACUGCACCAGCAACAGACGCAGCUAGACAACAUACGCCUAGAAGCAUACAAAUGGGAAUUAAAACUAAAGCACUUCCAUUCCACUGCAGCAAAAGAGACGCUCGAGUUUGCUCAACUAAAGGCCACAAUCUGUAACAUUUGUCAGAUGAUCACACAUUACAGGAAAGUCUCUGUGGACACUGAGGACACCUUCAAGCAGCUGGAAAUGAUUCAGAAAUAUUUUCAGCUCAUGAGAGCUAUAGAUGAUGAACUGAAGUUCAACAUUAUAACAAGGUCGAAUCGAACUGAAGGGAAUGACAGCGAUGGAGAUUAAGACCCAAGCUCUGUGUACCCACAGUACAUCCACUGAAUAUGGACAGAUGCAUCUAAGCUAAAUAAAAAUCAUCACCUGGCCACCCAUCAGGAUUGUGCACUGUGGUGAGAGGGACAGCAGGAAUAUUGCCUAGGAACACGGAGAUUAAAAGGAUGUUUAACCUAAACAAAAAGGGAAUGUGUACACUUGAAUGCUUUAUGAGUCUCACAGUCACAGUGAGCUUUUUAAUUUUUAAUAACAAUUUUUAAUCUAAUAACACAAAUGCUAAUGGUGAUAGUCUUGUGCUGUGCUUUCAUGUCGUGCUUUCUUUCAUUUCCCUUUUCCCCCUUUCCUUUCUAGGGCUUUGCGUUGGCCUUCAUGGCCUUCAUGCAUACACAAAAGCCUCUCCAAUGGGCCUGAAUACUAGUGGCAGCUUGGCUCCGCAUCUCUCUUUCUCUUUCCUGUUGUUCCCUCUGCUUUUGAGGCUUCUGUCGCUCCUCCAUAAUCUGGGAGUACUCCAUGUCCAUAAAUGCAGAAUGUUUCUCCAGUUCUCCCAGCUCUGUCAUAUCUGCUUCAUAUACAUGUAUCAUUUCCUCCAACUCUGUCUAUCCACACAUAUAAACAUACAGAAUCAAAUGCACAUAUGCAUAAAGACAACAUAUAUAGUACAUUUUUAAAAUACAAUCACAGUAAAAGUGACACACACACACACACACACACACAUAUAUAUAAAAUAAUAUUAUAUUUAUGUAAUUAAAUCAUGAAAUCAUGGCUGUGAAAUAGUGUAGGCAUGAUAUCAUGACUUAAGUAAAUAAAUAAAAAAUGUAAUUUAUUCCUGUGAUCCAAAGUUAAAUUUUCAGCAGCCAUUACUCUAAUCUUCAAUGUCACAUGAUCUUUAAGAAAUCAUUGUAAUAUUUGGU